This is a messenger RNA of Oncorhynchus masou masou (cherry salmon), 3441 nucleotides long. RefSeq lists its product as uncharacterized. The transcript has 5 exons. Bases 444 to 1583 code for a protein of 379 amino acids. The record is from RefSeq and is a predicted model, not a curated record. Lineage: Eukaryota; Metazoa; Chordata; Actinopteri; Salmoniformes; Salmonidae.
CAAGAGCUGCCGUCAGAACAGGGGAUCACAGGGAGCAGAGAGAGAGGGAAAGCAGAGAGGAUGGCAUAGAGAGAAGGGACAGAGGCAGAGAGUAAAGAGAGAGAGAGAGAGAGAGAGAGAGAGAGCAGGGAGCAGAGAUUGCAGGGACAGGCAGAUUACAGAGGGGCUACGAUCCACGGCGCACCAGCGACAUGGACAACACACAGACCUCUUUGUCUCAACUCAGGGAGUGAAGAGACGAGACAAGGACUGGGAAGAGGACAGGACACUGCGAGAGGAAGUGAUUUGAAGAACAACUGUGUUUCUGCAGCUUUUGCUGGGACACCUUGAGUGGCGGGACGGUAAGGGACCAGCUGUGAGUGCCUGGCCAUGAGAGAGUGACGGAGAAAGGACAUCUAGUGCUACUGAGGACAUCUUGGUAUCUUCUUCUUCUGCCUGUCCCCAUGUCUAGAGGAGGGAGGCCCCUGUGUGGGUGGGCCUGGAUGUGGCCCCUGGCGUGUGCACUGUCCCUGGCUGCAUGCUCGUCGGUCAGCCCCCUCCUCCAAGAGACCACCUCUGAUCCUCCCAUUGCUAUAGAGACACAGACUGAAGUAUGGACACAGCCAGACCAUCAGACAGAGGCACAGACACUUGCAGAGUCUCCGACCCAGCCAGAGCUACAGACAAAGGCACAGACUGUGGCACAGACACAGACAGAGCUACAGACACAGCCUGAGCUACAGACUGAGUCCCCAACAGAGUUAGAGUCACAGGCAGCUACCAUCAACCACACAGGUCUGUUGUGUGUGUCCGUGCUUCCCCCGAGGCGGGGGUCGUUCUAUGUAGAGCGUGGGACGGGGGUGUCGGUGGGUACAGUGCUGGCCUUCUGGUGCAGGGAGGGCUACCAGCUGGUGGGCAGUGAUAAGAUCUCCUGCAGCGUCCGGGCAGGCAAACCCCAGUGGAACAACUUCCUGCCAGUCUGUGAGGCCAUCCCGAGGCCGGAGGACCGGGGACUGCGCGUGGCCGUGCUGGCCUCGGUGGUCAGUGGCAUCGUCAUCCUGGCAAUGUCUCUCUCCUUCAUCAUCUGCUGCCUGCAGGAACGCACUGGGAAGGACAGGGGCUCCAGGAGGGGCGGCAGGAUCAGGCGUAGAGACACGCGGUCUUCUCGGCGUAGUGAGUGCUGGCUGGAGAGAGAGGAGGGGGAUUGGGACACGUUCCCCCCUCCUAAGAUCUUCCACCUGUCCCAGCGGCCGGACCUCCGGCUGGCUGCAGAGAGCCCGGUCUACCUGGGGGGCAUGGCCGGCUUCGACAACCGCGGAUACCUGAGGAGUCAGGAGAGCCUACUGAAGGCCACCCUUCCUGGUCUGUUCAGGACGGAGAGUCAGAUCAUCUACCCCCACGUGGUGCUCCAGAGAGUCCCCACCCCCACCGCCCCGACUGCCCCUACAGCCCCUGUCUACCUCCACAAUGUGCCCUCCAACUCUGCCUCCAACUCUGGAUGUGCUCCCACACAGCCACACCACAUGCCCCCAUACCCUACCCCGCAGUAUCCCAUCCACAACUCCACCCCCCAGCGAGUUCCAUGGCAAACGCAGCCCCAUUGAACUGUCACUGUCCCCUCUCUCUCUCCCUCUCUGUAGGUCAAGGGUCAAGGAGGAAGGAUCAAAUAACACACUUUUCCCUAAUAAGUGUGCUACUUUUGAGCAGAGCCCUAUGCAGUUAACAUACAUGUUUUGGUCAGAGGUAGCGUAAUACAUAGGGAAUAAGGUGUUAUUUGUGAUUUGAGAACAGCCCUCAGACCCCUGUCAGUGAGAUGCUUCUACUACUGCAAGGAUAGAUGGAUGGGACACGUGCUACUGUACAUACUGUAUGAUAUGAACUGACAGACAGACAGACAGACAGACAGACAGACAGACAGACAAGAGGGUCUUUUCCAGCACUUUCUGACUCCUCGCCUCUUCUCUCAGUGGGGAAGCCCUUUCUGCUGUUUCUAGUGUACCUCUACACGGCAGAGAAGGGUUUUCUAUCUCUACCAUCCUCUCUCUGUCUCCUGUCGACUUUUGGUCCUUUUGUGGUGUCCUCCAUUUUCACAAGAUCAUUCUUCCUAUUAGUCUUCUGAUUGGUCGAAAUCACCCUCAGACCGGGCCUAUCAGGACACACUUAGCUGAAGUUCACUUGUUGAUGUCCCUGACUGAAGACUGUGAGAUGUUGUUUGGCGGUGGUCACCAAGUCUCGCCACCGACCAAAGAAGAGAAUGGACUUAGCUGAGUAAAGCUGAUGCAGAAAUCAUCCCCAAUACCAUGUAUGGGUGUAUAAUAUAUUUUUCUUAAAGGUCACGAACAGUCAAAAUCACGCUUUUCAUGAAUUUGGAUGAUAUUUGGAUGAAAGUAUGACGACCCAAGUAUGAAAAAUGACUGUUUCUUCUUCACUUCUAAAGUUUGAUCAUAAAGUUACUGGUCCCCACCCCUGGUAUCAAACACUUUUAAUUCAGGAAGCAGGAUUAUUAAGGUGUUGGGUGACAUCACCCUAAUGCUCUCGUUUUAACACACCAAUGGUAACACGAUAUUCUCUUACCUAAUUUAAAUAAGUACUGCCUUGUAACCAACACUGGAGAAAGCGUGUUUGCAGAGGGGGCGUGGUUUAUAGAACUAGAUAACUACUCUACUGGUGUUACCUAGUCACUGGCUAGCUAGGUCUUCAGCCAGCGUGGAACUAAAGGGGGAAUGGGUCGUUCAGAACCCUGACACAGUUGUCAAGUUAACACAUCCUUCGGUGCUGCUGUGAACCGCAACACCGGAAACAUGCCAAACGGGAGAUGUGUAUAUAUAAAAAAAGAUGUAUAUCACUGAUGCGAUUUCAAUGUUUGAUUGAGUAGCUUUGUGUAGCACCAAAUUAGCUUGAGAGGAUUUUCGUGUAAUACCGCUCAUUGCAUCCAAGUUUCUUGACAUAGGCAUUUAAAAGAGCUCUCGUUCAAGGCGAGUUCAUGAAUAUCAGCUUCCCGCCCACUCAGCCUGUCUUUUCAAACUUGCUGGUAGUUAGCCAUGAGAGAAAAAGUCAUUUUCUAAAAUGUUUAGCAUUUAUAUCCCAAAACAAUAUAACGGAUGAUAUUUUUGUCACUCAAAAGGCUAUUUUACAUGGGAAUCAGAAUGACUCUUCUGGACCUUAUAAUGAUAUCAGAAGGCAUUUCAGCAAAGUUCACCCAUUAUCCCCCCCCCCCCCCCGUUUUGUUCUAAAGCUUUGGACAAAAACAUUGGAGAGCUCCUUACUUGUUGUUGAGGUCUUUGUCGUGUGUUUUUCUACGGUGGUGGAACAGUCACACCAACUAACCUGCACUUUAUGGAUUUUACUGACGGGCUGGCAAUAGCAAUUCCAAGAACCUUGCACUGAUUAUUCCUGCAAUAUGUUUGUAUGAAAAAUGGUUUCUACCUGAAAACUGAUUAAAUAGAUUUCUGUUUAGUUGAA